Pieris napi is the source of this 1344-nucleotide messenger RNA. RefSeq names its product torso-like protein. NCBI's taxonomy places the organism in Eukaryota, Metazoa, Arthropoda, Insecta, Lepidoptera, Pieridae. Bases 165 to 1172 code for a protein of 335 amino acids. The record is from RefSeq and is a predicted model, not a curated record. The transcript is spliced from 5 exons.
AAAUUACCAAGUAAAUCCGUACCAAACGCUCAGUGCAAUGAUACGGGCCUAAUCUCUCGGGUCAAGUUCACACAAUGUUUACACAUUAGCAAAUUGUUAAAAAAUCUCAGUCAACGCCGCCUCGCGUGAUUGUUAGCUUGUUAGUUUAUUGUAGGUUGUUGAUAAUGUUAUGGUUGUUAGUGCUUCUGUGUUGUGCUUUAUGUGGCAGCGAGGAGGACUUAGGAUAUAGUCUUAGUAUUGGAAACGCUAUUGAUGUGUUUGCGAAUUAUGGCGACCUCUCCCAAGUCACGCAAGUAGUUUCAGCAGACUACGAAGAUGAGGAUUAUGAUCCCAUAGAACCCUUUAGGGAGAAGAAUAUACGAGUGUUUGAAAACGUCAGUAGUAUCAUCACACCUGGCGAUACAAUGGUAAACAUGAACCUCCAUCUCUGUGAAACAUUCGACGAUCUUCUUCAAGUCUACUUCAAACACUUCCAAAUAGAAGGUACAGACGUUCCGUGGAAGGCAUUUUUAGGUGAUUGGAUUCCAGAUGAAAUUAUGCGAGCAUUCGGCAUGGAGUACGAUCCACGGCCAGACGACUGUUGCUACGUUCUCGUCACAUUAUCUAAAACUAAAAAUUCCGUACGAAUAAACACAGAACGGACCAUUAAAGUGAAGGAUUAUGUAUUUCGGGCGAUUGAGCAGCUUAACGCGUCUGAUGCGACGGAUUUGAGACGGUUUAUGAAGAGUUAUGGCACGCAUUACAUCGACUCAUACAUAACUGGAAAUUUUAUUUAUCAAGUUUUUAAGUAUAAACGAAGUGGUUACAACACACUUAAGAAUUUCAUAAGAUUACGAGAAAGAAGAAGGUCCAAUUCGGAUCUGAGGUUCUACUUUUCAUCAAUUUUUCUCAGACAAGUUGGGGAUAUUAGGAUUGCAAGUGGCAACAAGACAAUAGAAAAAUGGGCCCGAAAGAACUUGAGGGACAGUCAAUAUUUAUUCUCCAGACCGAGUCUUCUCAGGCUUCAUUACAACCGAAAUUUAGCCUUUAAGCUCAACGAAAUGAUGGAUAACGGGGCAUUACUUAGUCUUAACUUGAAAACACUCAAACCGCUAUUUAAAGAUACAUCUAUAGGCGAUAGAUUCGUUGAAAUAGUUGAAAAUGACUUGAAAUUAUGGGAAGUGAAUGCGUAAGAAAUAUGAGGAAUAGAGAAAAUCACAAAUUUCUUUCUUACCACCAAGUAUACACACGUGUACAGCAGACUCUCUACGUACAUUUUAACAGGAUGCUAAAUUUAUUAUUGAAUACCACGUAAUCGCUAUGCAACGUGUGCGCCGGCGCUGCGCAUAUUAAAAUUGACAGUUU